This is a messenger RNA of Clunio marinus, 249 nucleotides long. The record is from the annotation of a GenBank genome assembly. NCBI's taxonomy places the organism in Eukaryota, Metazoa, Arthropoda, Insecta, Diptera, Chironomidae.
AUGUAUAUGUUUGAAAUACAAAACUUUAUGAGAAAUCAAGUGAAAGAAUGGAAAAAUGUUUAUGUGAUUUCAUCAGACAACUUUCCUUCAAAGUUUAAGACACCAAUUGGAAUUAUUUGUAAUACAGCUUGGGCUGGCGAGCCUGGAAUUCAUUGGCAAGCAAUCUUCAUAGAUGAUAAUAAUAAUUCAAAGUUCUUCUGCAGCUAUGUAAAUCUAUUGAGAUUAAUAACAAAUGUUUACAGAGCAUGA